Molecule: messenger RNA, 9684 nt
Organism: Cryptosporidium ubiquitum
Lineage: Eukaryota; Apicomplexa; Conoidasida; Eucoccidiorida; Cryptosporidiidae
Exons: 1
Coding region: 1-9684 (3227 amino acids)
Source: RefSeq, a predicted model, not a curated record
AUGGAUAGAAAUAGAUGGGCUGGAUUAUUGAGAAAUUGCAAUAGAUCCCUGCUUUCUUUCCAAGUAUAUGCAAACCAUCAGUAUUCAGAAAAGGAGAGUACCCAGGAAAUAGAAAACCUUAUUCUAAAAGAUAUUCCAGUAAUUAUUCGCGAAAGAGUUGAGAAUUACACUAAAAAGAGCCUUAUUCCUCAGAAUUCGUCUUUGAAAAGUCAAAUAUUUUUAGAAAAGGAUGUAAUUAAGACAAUUUCGAGUUGCUUUCAAGUAGAUUCGGAAGAAGCUUGCCGAAUUUUUAGGGGGUUUAAUUACAUAAGAGAAGGUGGCUUUAUUAUAAGGUUUACAAAUACAGAUGAUCAGUUUCUAUCAAAAGAAACUACAACAGAAAACGGAGGUGAUUCUUUAAGUAAACAUAGUACUGGAGUAAAUACUGGAGGAGUUUUGGACUGUUUUUUUUCCGAUGUGGACUUAAUGAGCAAAAUAUACGACUUUAUAUUACAUGAACAACUUUCACUAUUAGAUUCAGUGAAGUUUAUGUACGAAAAUGCAAACUUUGAAAAGGAACACUCAGGUUUUGGAACAAUUUUAAAAAAAGCUUGCUUUGGAGAAGUACUUUGGGGAAAAUACCAGGAUUAUUCAACUAAAGAAACAGCUGAAAAGUAUUCUUCCUCGUUCAAUCUAUUAGAUGAGCUUUGGAGAUGGUAUUGCAGAUUAGUUAAUGACCAGUUUGUUGAGUUUGAUGACCCAGAAUUGGAAAGAAUCUUUGGAGGUACUUUAUUACAAAGCUAUUCUAGGCAACUUCUGGAGUCUAAUCUACUACAUACCAUUUUAGUAAUUCUUCAAGCUCAAAAGGGAUAUAUAAGUAACUUGCCAGGGAUUCAAAAAAAAUUGGAAACAGAAAUCAAUGCAAUUGCAGAUAACAACCUUUCAUUUAAGGAUUCUCUUUCAAAGUCCUCACCUCUGAACAGGUGUAGACUCAUUAUUUCAGAACUUCAGUCAAAGUGCUUCCUUGGAAGUCUGUAUACUCUUUAUUCUUCAAACAAUGGAGUUGGUAUAGGGCAACUCACAUUAUGCGAUAGCAACUUAGCUCAUUCUACAUCUAUGGUAGAUCAACUUAGACAAACUGCCUCAAAUGGAGUUCUUUUAGCAAGCUCUCUGAUACUUUCACUCUCACCAAAGGAGAUCACAAUUAAAAAUGAAGACUUGGGGUUUUUAAUUAAUGUUGUAAUAACUUUAUUAGAAUCUCUCUGUUCAAAUGAUUCAGGAGAGGUUUUGUGUAAAAUUCAAGAUGAAAAGUAUAACUUUUCUACACCUUCAAGAGCUAGAGCAACCACAUUUGGUGGAAAUUCCCAAAAACAGCUAUUUGUGAGAGGAAACUUACUUUUGGUCCACGCUAAAGUCGUAAAGCCUUUGUUGCCUGCUCUAAUAUUUAGUUAUGCCUCCAUAGUUGUGCAAACCCCAAAUAGAGAUUCACUUUUGGCUCCUAUUCUUGGCACUCCGUCAUUUUUUCAAUCUUCUGCAUUUUCUGACUCUUUGGAGAAUAUUCUUCACGCUCUCAAUUCCCAACAUCCUCUCAAGCAAUAUAUUUCAGUUUCAUUUCUUUCAAGUUCUGAAUCGGAAAAUAAGACAACUCAAAACAUAUCGUUUGACUUAGAGGAUUCUUGGACUUCGGAAGAUUUAAUUAACAGUGGUAAUAGGAAAAACAUAAUUCUAGGAGAGACUUUUGGAACAUAUUACCAGUAUUUGGUUUUAUAUAGUAUAAUCAGGAACACUAUUUCAACAUUUUCAUUAAAAGCACUACCUUUUGUUGCAAGAAUUUCGAAGCAUCUAAGCUUCCUACUUAGAAAAGAACCCAGAUUGGUAUACAGGGAAUGCUGGAGAGGAGACUAUUUCAGACAAAUUGGAGUUCAUUUAAUCAUUGAAUUAUUCAUUUCUUCGUUCCCAUAUGGAAUUGUUGAAUUUCUUGAUCUUUUAAAUAGUCUUGUUCCUGACUUUAAUUCAGUUUCAAAAUUUAAUCAAGCUGAUGUUGAUAUGGCUAAACAAUCCUUCAAGCUUUUUAUGACUUUUUUGAGAACCCCUAUAAAAAAUAUAUCAUUCCCUCCAUACCUUUCUUCGCUUGGACUAUCUCCUAUUCCUAUAAACCACUGGAAUCCAGAUUCAGUCCGUAAUGGUUCUGAAUUUCCUGAGCUUCCGUUGCAUUUGGAAGUAUCGUGCUUAGAAACUCCAAGUUUGGCUCUGGGAGCAUCUUUUUCUCAAGCAUCACUGACAGGAACUCUCGAAGGCUGUUUGUUGGACUUUUUGGAAAUAAAAAUCAACGAUGUAACUCCUCUUUCUGCUGGAUUCCCAAAUGCAAGAAAGUGUCUGACGCCGCUUAGAGUUCUUCCUAUUGGAGUUGCAGAGCCUGUUCCUCUAAAGUCACUUUUAAUCGAAAACUCAGAAACAAGUUUCUCUUCGCCUCUUUGGUCAAACUCACCUUAUGGAACUUCCUAUGAUUUUCCUGAAGUCGAAAUGCCUCCAUAUUAUCACAUUCACAAUACAAGAAACAAAAAACAAGAAAGGAGUGAAAAAAAUAGAGGUUUCAAUAUUGAUAUUAAUGAACUUAGGCUUCCUUCCGAGCUUAGUAACAACUCGGCAGAAAUCAAGCUUGGAGAUUUGGACCCUUUCACAAUAAAGUUCUGUUGUAAAAACAUUCAGAAUCCUGAUUCUUUGCCAUCACUACUUAAAAUCUUACUGCUGAUUUGGGAAUCUAUUGGCCUUUCAUUGUCUCAGCUUGGAGGAAAUUUGAUAAAGCCUCAGAUUGAAAUGUUGGUUUCCAUAAGCGAACUUAUAUACAGACUUGCAUCAUUCCACCCAUCAAUUAUAUUUGUUCUUGACCAAGAAAUAUUCUCAUGGAAUGUAUUAAUCCCAAAUGUCUCCCAACAAGGAUUAAAAGCCUCUUCUAGAUUUGGACUCUUGACAAUAAAAACCAUUCAAAUGCUCAAGGGAAUUUCCUCUCUAAUUAGUAACAAGAAUAAUGGAGAAGAAACUAUAUCAGUUACUUUCCAUACGCUUCCAAGACUAUUUAACCUUCUUCAGAUCUCUCUACAGCCUAUUGACCUGCUUUCCAUAGACGACGCAGUACAUGGUAAUUUUUUAAAGCUUCAAGCUGGUUUUAAAGAGUUCAAUAGAGAUAAUAAACAAGUUAAAAAGCAAUUAAAGCCAUCGGUUUUUGUAUCCCCUUGGAACCAUAUGCCUCACGAAAUUCCUAUGUAUUGGCUUGUUCCUUUGCUGCUCUCAUGUGUUAGUUCAAAAAGUCUUGUAGAUCCAGCUUCACAAAAAGAUGCAAGCUACUAUUCUCCACUACUUAAGGGAGUCCAGGGCUUUAACUUUGACGAGCUUUUUAAUCUGGUAUCAAAGUCUCUGGAAAUUGUCGAAAAACAGCUGAAAUCAUAUCCAAUUACUGCACAGAUCCUUGAAUUUGUUAUGAAUCUCUUAAACUUUUGUCCAGCUUCAUUUUGGGGUCUUGGAUGGGAUAGGCAUGCAAGACUUUUAUUUACCACUUUGGAGGAAUAUAGCUAUGGUUCAUCAACAACUAAUAAAAUCAUUAGAGAUAUCCACCUUCUAAUUAAUGACUGCAUCAUAUAUCAACAAUGCUCGGAAGAGGUAGAGCAGCAGAGAGAUUUGUUUAGCUUUUUUAGUAGGAUUUCACACUUUUCAAUUCACACGGUUCUUUCCAGAAUUUCAAGCUGGCAGUUUAAUUUAGAAUCAGAGAGAAACUUACUAUUUCUACGUUCACUAUCAGUUUUCGGAUUACUUCUAAACUCAAUGGACUCUGCAACACUAAUCAAAUCUGAUGAGGAUUAUGAACAAUUAAACAGAAAUAUGAUCAAACCCGAAUUCAAAGAUGGUAAUUCUUACAGCCUAAAAGAUGUCAUUCCCAGCAUUUCUGGAAUUACAUCAUCUAAUCAUCGAGCUACUAUAGCUACUCUUUUAAAACAUAUUACUGAAACUGGCCUAAUACCUUCCUUGCUUACAAUACUCUCUUGCGAGUAUAGUAUUCAUUCCCAAUCAUUUAGGAGAUCACGGUAUUCACAGAUAGCUAAAGACGAAUUGAAUGACAUUCCUGCUCCCUGGGAAUUACUUAUUUCAAACUCGAUAAUUGCUCGUGCAAUGGAAAAGAAUGAUUCUCUUUCUUGUACACUUGCUCUCCAUCUUCAACAUUCAAAUUCUCAGGUUAUGUUUCUAGACAAACUCCUCAUACCUACUUUUGAGUGCAGUAAUAUUCUCCCUAAUCGAAGUGGAGAAUUGUUCUCUUCCCCUGAUGUAAUAGUUGCUCAGCAGGUUGUAACUGAAGUUCUCAAGGUAAUUCAAAAGCUACUUAAUUCAGUUGCUGAUCUUCAAACCAACUCAGAUUUACUUUGUUCUUUAAGAACAGCUCUAGUUCAGUGGAUUCUAUCUUCUUCGCCAAACCAAAACUCCCAGAUUUCAAAGAGCCUACUUGACUCUCCAAAGUUUAGUUGGUCAGAUACUGACAUUAUUGCACAGAAUAUAUACUCAAAAAUAUCUUUUCUUUAUUUGUCAAAGAAGCCUGUAAUGAAUUUGGUAAAAUCAUUAUUUUCUCUGAUGCUCAGUUUUGUACCUUCUUCCAUGACCUUAAAUGCUCCAAUUCUUGCAGCAAAGCUCCUUUCUUCAUUUUGCUAUAUCCUUUCAUCGGAGUCCUCUCUUAAUAGUCAUGAGCAAAUCCAAUUACAAAACUCCAGACCCGAUGUAAUUCUGGAACAAAUUCUCAAGCCCUCUGCUUCUCUAAAUUCAAUACAACAGGACUUUUUGCUUUCACUAACAAACACUAAGCUCUUUCCUUUACUAAUAAAACUUCUGUACCAAGAACUCGACUUUGUGCUUUUGGCACCAAUAUUUAGUUUCCUAAGAAGUUUCGACUUUUCUGAACCUAAAGUACAUAAUCAAGACAAAACCCCAAUCGAAUUUUGUAGAGUGGUUCUCGAGCUUAUUAAUUUGUUUUCUGCAUGCCAUCCUUCAAUGCUUAUUGGAUCAACGGGGAGUUUUUCUUUUGAGAGAAUGGAUCACGUGUUGAAUCAUUGCAAAUCCAAUCUCACAAUCUGCUCUGGUAAUCAGAUAGGUGGCCCUCCUUCAUCUUCUAUUAGUAGAAUUGGACUUAUUUGUCACGCCAUAGUCGGAAUUCUCGAGAAAUCUAACUCACUAUUAGAAAGUAUAAGCAAGAAAGAUCUGGUCAUUUCCUCGAACCUGUUCAAUAUUUUAAAUCUGAUUCCGUUAUCAUUAAGCCUACUAAACCAGCUCUUUGAGAAUACGAGAUCUAAGGAUUUUUUGACUAGAGAAAUGUUUCGUCAGUCAAAAGAUAUUGCUAGCAGCCCGUCAACCACUUCAAUCUGGAAUAUUAUAAUAUCCGUUACACAGAAUCUAACUUCACUCUGGAAUAAUCUUCAAAUAGAUUCCAAUAUUCCCCAAUCCAAGUUACAGUUAUUAACUAUAAUAUCAUCAUCUAUUUCUUGUGCGUAUCAUUUAACAUCCAGGUUUAUUAGUCUAUCCACUAACAUGAGUUUUAAAAACUACGACAAGCUCCCAGUUUUCUUGAGGGAACGUAAAAUAUUUGACUUUGUUAAGUUUCUUGUUUCGGACAAAGUAAUACAUGAGAUUCUUCACUCUUCAAAAAGCUCAAAACUCAUUUUUGGCUUAUUUCUUAAGUCAAAUAAUCACUUUUCAACAAUUGAAGACAAACUUGGAAUACCGAUCGAAUACUGUAUAUUCAGUCAAAACACUUGUGAUUCCAAUCAUGACACAGACUUACCCAGAACUUACAAUUUAUACCCAGAGAAUUCCUUGGAGCAAUUUGUUAAUAAAUACUAUUAUGAAAGAUACCUUAAGUUUUCCCAUUUAGUCAUUUCAAACGAGUCAAUUCACAACCUUACAGAAUUUAAUAUAUCAAAAAUUUGCAAAUUUAGAGAUGAAAGUUCUAAAGAUCUUGGAUCUAGUUCCUUUGAUCCUAGUAAUCAAGCUUUCAAACUUCCUCCUUCUAAUAACAGUGAAACAUCUCAACUUGCUACACUUGAAAUGGUAUGGGAGUCUGGGCAGCUUUUAGCUCCAAAACAGCGUUUUUCUCCUAAUAGUUCAAGCCUUGAAAAGAAGGAUGGAUCUUUACAAGUUAGCGAUGAAGAACCAUUUAUUAAACCUUCUGUAAUCAGUUCCAGAGUUAAAGAAAGGUCAGAAACUGCAUCAUCUUUGCAAAUUUCUAGAAAGGAAGUUUCUAAUACUGACUUAAAUCGAAUAGCAGAAAUUCCUUCAUUGUUGUCCCUAAGAAACUCUUCUUUCAUUCACAAAACAAGACAGUGGGGACCUGAAUUCGAAUUAAAUGUCUCUGCAAUGCUGGUACUGUUAUCAUGCUCAACUGCAGCCUGUAUUUCUGUUCCUCACUCGAAGAUGGACAUUCAGACAUUAAUAACCUUUUCUAAAGAAAUAAUAUUUCAGAUUCGCCGAGAAAAUUCUUCCAGAAGCUUUCUGGAGUCAUUCAUGUACCUUUUAACCAGCUAUAAUGAACUUAUAUUUUAUCUAAAGACACUACUUCCAGUAGUUAUUGCAAAGUUUAGUAGCCUAGUUUCAAACUCUUUCCUUUCAGAACUAGCAGUUCUGUUUGAUACCACUAAGCUCACUAUAAUCAAUCACUGCAUUAAUCUGGCUCAGAAAGAGCAUCAAGAUUGUGAAAUAGAAAUGGCUGAUGGAAGCCCUAAAACUCCACUUCUAGAAGAUUUGGCUCUGAAGAAAAAACCUAAUUUCUUUCCAAACCUAAUGAUGACCAUAAUAUUCUCCACAUGUACCGAUCUAUUGACUUUUGAUCUUGUAUCUAAUGUCAGACUUAUCGUUGGAAGAGCAGAAAUGAUUGAGACUCAAAACUCAUUGAAAGCUCCCAAGUCUUUUGCUGGAGCAAAAAUCAGUGAAAAGAAUUGCUCAUAUACCUUGAAUCUUGCCCCUAUAGCUUCAAAUAAUUCAUCAGUUAGUCUAUCUUCUUCUUGGCAGGAUCUAAAUGGCCAGUGUUUAAGAAAUACCCAAGGUUCGAAUAAUGAAGCAUCCGAGUUCAGAGGAUGUAUUGGAAACCUGAUAAAUUAUAUGCCUGUCUCGGAAUUCUCAGAAAAAAGCCAAAGAGCCAGCGUAAAAAGGCUUUUUUCCUUACUUAUUGAGCAUUGUUGCAGGUAUAUUAUUCGAAAUUUAAAGAAUAUUUUGUUAUCCCAAGAAAAAACUAUACCAUCUCAGAUUCAGACUCAGAAUAGGAGUGAAACCUGCCAAUUAAACUUUGGCUUCAAGUACAUUUGGACAAUCCAUUCUUUUCAGAUUAUAAAGAAUUUCUUUGAAGGCCAAAAAUCACAAGAAAAUGAUAUUUGUUUGUCCUGUGAUUUAACUGCAGCAGCUUACCUCCUUCUUUUUGUACUCAAACAGUUAUCUUCUCUCUCAGAAGUGGAAGAUAACACACCCAUAAUAGAAAGCUCUACAAUAGCAUUAUUGCUGGAGUUAACUUCAUGUUCUAUGCAGUUUUAUAAGAAAAAUGGAAAGGUUAUUCACAGAAUUGCCAAUGAAAUAGGGAAUAUAGAUUUAAAUGGCACUUCACUAGACUUUUUCUCAAGCUCUUUAAUUGCUCUCCCUAUUCUUUGUCUCUGUAUUCCAGCACAAAUAAUAGAGGUUAUAUACAUCGACAAUAGGAAAAAGCUUCUUCAAGACAUUUCAUCAGAAUUUACUAUUAAUACUUCAAACUUAAAAUCCCCAAUAUUAACCAGAAUCAAAGAAUUACUCGUAUCAAACUCUCUUUUGGACGAAUUUAAUAUCGAUCUGGCAGUCAAGGUAAUACCAAUAUUAGAUUCUGUAAUUCAAUUAAACUCCGCCUGUCUUGAUAAGAAUGAGGCUCCUAGCUAUAGCUAUCAACAGGCAAUUCUCAGAAAAGACCGUAUAGAAUCUAUUGGGUACCUUAAACCUCUUAAAGUGCCAUUUCUGAGUUGGAAUGAGGCAGCUUACCAUUCAAUACUGACUUCCACAAUGUCUUGCUUAGCAGCACUUUCUUCCACUCCACAGGGGUGUAUGUUUAUCCUCAAAAGCGGGAUACUAGUGCAGAUUGCAUCAAACUUCUUUCUUAAUGGAUUCAGAUUUGCAAAUACUUCGGCUACAUCGAAGCAAUUAAAUGAGAAUUCUGGCAGAAAUCCCGAAAUAUCGUCUAUUAAAUUGCCAUCUAAUUCUUCCUUCUGGCCCUCAACCUAUCUCACAGUAGAGCUUGGAGACCAAACCAUUAGAAAUCCUAUGCAUGUUUUAUGGUGCAAACUCAUUUCCCUUUCUACAAAUGUGUUUGCUUCACUGGCAAAGUCCUCAGGAAAAGUAUAUUCAGAAGAUGAUAAUAAUUUGCAAAACAAGAGGCUCAAUACAUCUGCACAAGGAGGAACUGAAUACAGGCAAUCCAUGAAUACUUAUACAGAGAGGAUAUUGCGUGGGCAGUCGGCUCGUAGUCUUAGUACUAUUUCGAGAAAGCCUAUGAGCGCAAAAACGGAAGAAGAAACAAAUAUAUAUAAAUCAGAACUCUUUAGAGAUGAUUCUCAAGCAAAAGAGGAGGUAUUGAAGUUUAUUCAACUUGUUGAACCAAGAAUUCAACUAAUCCUUUCCGAACAACGACAAAUUUCUCAGCUUGCAACAUUAGAAGAAUUUAACCUUGGUAUUGAUUUGAUCAGAGCAACAAUUGCUUUAAACAUCUUCGAACUGAGAUACGAAUUGACAGAAAUCCUCAGAAAGUCCCUUAGGACUGUUAGAAGUUUGUCCGUAGUGUCUCUUGGGCGUGGAAUAACAGAAGCUUUUGACAUGUUUAAACCAACCUCGAGAAUAGAGAGAAUUUCAGCCGGGCAAAGCCCAGAAACCUUGAAUUUGUACCACCUAGAUAGUCUUCCUGCCCAAGUCCCCUCAAUUUUCCAUCAACGGUGUUGCGUUCUUUUGCUGAAUUCUGUUAGGAGUAUUAUUGAUACAUUUAUUUCAGAAUCAGGCUUCUCUCUUGAAUUGCGUGGAUGUAGAGAACUUCUUAUGCAACUAUUUCAUGAUACAAUGGAUUUAGGCCGUCCAAUUUUGCAACUACUAGAAGACAUUCCGAAUCACAGUUAUUCAGCAUUCAUAAUUGUAAAGUCCAAAAGUGGAGAUUCUUUUCUGCCUUUAUCUUUAAAUGUUCAAGCUCUGAACCCUUCAGAACCUUCCAUUACUGAUCUCCUCCCAGAAUAUAAGAAUGUAUCACUGAAUAAGAAUAACUUGGAAUUUAGAGGAAUAGCUAGGAUUUCAGCCAUUUCAGAGUCAUGUUGUCUACCCGAAAUAAUCACUUUCAGCUCAUUUUUACAUUUACUUAGCUCUCUUGUUGAUAUAAUUGCAAUCUGUGGAGCGAAAUGUUUGUAUACACUUGAAAGUUUAGAGGCUUCAGAUCAGCACAACGACACCAUUAGAAGAUUCCUGGAAUUCCUUCACCUUUCCCAAGGCCUCAACUCCUCUUCUCUUUUGGAGUCUUCAAAGAAACUAAUUGAAAAAGUUUAUGCAAAUCUGAAAUCCAAGCUUGGUGAUCAGAUUAAUGUGGAAGUUGUUGGACUAGUUGGAAUUAAAAAAGAUCCUAUUCAUGCGCUCUUAUUUGAAAGACUUUCAAAUACAAAUAGCAAUGUAAAUUCUGGUAUAUAA